AUGAAUUCUAUACAAGCAAUCGCUUGUUUAAACCUGUAUAAACUUAAAUGCGAGGCGGGUCGUAGUAAAUGUAAACUCUCAUUACUACGCCGUCGACGACAAUUUAAAAAAAAAAUGAUGUACCUUCAAAUGACUUUAGAAAUAAAUAAUCAAUUCAUGUACAAUAUGAUUACUUUUAAUUUGAAUCAUAUGAGUAGAAGGAUGUGGAUGAAGAACAGACGCUCCGAUUUUUGGGACAGGAUAGUAAACAGCAACUUUGAAGAAGAAGAUUGGCUCGAAAAUUUCAGAAUGAGUAAAGAAACAUUCCAAUUAAUGUGUUUCAAGUUGAAUGAUUUUCUUAAACCAUCUGAAAAUGCUGUACGUCAACCAUUGAGUGUAGAGAAAAAAGUGGCUAUUGCUUUAUACAAAUUGGCAUCAUGUGCAGAAUAUAGGGUGGUUGCAAGUUUAUUUGGUGUUCAUAAGAGUUCUGUGCAUAAUUGUGUGUAUGAUGUUUGUAUUGCUAUUAUUGAGGUACUUGGUCCAUCUUAUUUAAAAAUGCCUUCAGUGGUAGAAGCAAUAGCUUUGGCUGAAUCAGUAGAAAAAGUAACUGGAAUGGUACAAAUUUUCGGAGCUAUAGAUGGAACACAUAUACCUAUAUUACCACCUACUAAUGGAUAUCGUGAUUUUGUCAAUCGUAAAGGUUGGCCAUCUAUAGUUAUGCAAGGUAUUGUUGAUUGUAAUUAUUUGUUCAGAGAUAUAACAGUAAAGCACCCAGGUUCUGUUCACGAUGCUACUGUUUUAAAAGACUCCAAUAUAUUUAAACAGUCUAAAGAUAAAUUACCAUAUCAUUGUCGCAUUAUAUCUGAUUGCUCUAUUCAACUGAUGUUAGCUGGAGACCCUGCUUAUCCUUUAUUACCUUGGUUGCUAAAGGGUUACACAGGAGCUCUUACACCAGAGGAAGAGUCAUUUAAUACUUACCUAUCAUCUGCAAGAAUUUGUGUUGAAAAUGCUUUUGGCCGUUUGAAAGCUAGAUGGAGAGUGUUGUUGAAAAGAGCUGAUAUUAAUUACAAAUUCAUGCCUAGUAUAGUACAUAGUUGUGUCAUAUUACACAAUAUAAUUGAAACUUCAAAAGAUAAUUUCAAUCCAUGCUGGUUAAGAUCUGUCAAUGAAGUUAAUAUUGAAAGACCACAACCUCGACAAGUAACAGUUACUCGGGCUGAACCACAAGCAAAGGAUAUUCGUGAAGUCUUAAAAAACUAUAUGUAUAAUAACUAUCCAUUAAGACAAUCAUCAGUACAAAAUUAUGUAAGACAUACGGUUUAA
Molecule: messenger RNA, 1302 nt
Organism: Macrosiphum euphorbiae (potato aphid)
Lineage: Eukaryota; Metazoa; Arthropoda; Insecta; Hemiptera; Aphididae
Source: the annotation of a GenBank genome assembly